AUGUCGCGCCGGCCUCGCUGCUUUCUCUGUGGCAUUGGUGUUUUUGGCAAUCGCGCUCGAUUCUUCCGCUUCGAUCGCUCUUCGAUAUUGGUAUCCGAGGCCUUUGAAUACAAGGUGAAUCCCGAGCCACUCUGGCAAUUCUUGGCUGGCUUCGGCGCCGAGGGUUACUAUGGUAGUGGCGUGGACCCUACGAUAGACUUCGAGGUCCACGGUCACGACGCUCUCCUACUGGAAAAGAUUCGAAAGGCGAGAGAGAAGCGCCUGCUCUCAGAAGAAGCUGAGAAGCUACACGAUGACACCCUGAGGGCGCAGAGCAGCACCAUCAGAGUUCCGUCCAAGGACGGUGCGAAGCUCGAGCAGUACAUCACCGUCGGCCCACCUUUGGUGACCUCGACAGCGCUCCUUGGUCGCGGGACGUGCACCUGGCUCGCCUUCCCUGUUCCCGGGACCGUCGAAAAUCCGGAGCGCAGCAACGAAGACCACUUCGUAAUCAUCAAGGAUUCUUGGCGGGACCCUACUCGUAGACUCGAGGGCGAUAUAUACGACAUUAUCCAUGGCGGCAAGGAUCACGUUGAUCACAUUCCCGGCGUGGCGAGGAAGCGCAGCGAUGUAGAUCUUGUCGAGCCGCCUGACCCGAACAACAAGAUGCAUCGGACGCUCGCCCACAUACUGAACACCCAUAUACUGGAUGACAAUGCGCCUCGCAAAUGCCCCCCUCGCGUCCAUCAUCGAUGCAUCCUCGAUUCCGUCGGGAUCCCUCUCAGUCGGUUCACAUGCACUCGCGAGGCGUUGGAAGCGAUCUAUGACUCGCUCUUAGGUCAUGAACACAUGAGCAAGAAGGAUAUACUCCAUCGGGAUAUCAGCGUGAAUAAUAUCAUGAUCAGCGCUUACCCCGAGGUGGAGAAAUGCAAAGGCUUUCUUAUUGAUGUCGAGUACGCUACCGUGAUUGGGGAGCCCGGGAGCGAGGGGCAUCUCCGUGAAAUCACGGGAACCACGCAGUUUCUUUCCACUGCUCGACUUCGGCAAGGCGAGCAGUUACUCGUUCAUGAAACUUGGCACGACCUGGAAUCGUUCUUCUGGUCUACGACGUACCUCUUCAUUCAUCACAGGCCACAUACUUUACCGGACACGUGGAUAACUGGGGUCUUCGCCAUUUGCCAUGAAUCCAUAAGGCUUGACUUGGUGAGAAGACACGUGGAGACGAUGGAAAUCCUGUGUGGCCCUGACAGCAGCAGUGAAGGCGCCGCUAGAGAUCAACAGGAGAAUGUACCGUUGACCUCCUGUAUUCGUCGGCUUGCGGAGCUCGUCAAGAGCCACUACCAAGACAAAGAUUGGAUCAAGAAAGCUUAUGCUACAUUUCCGGAUAUGUUCUUUCAACUCAAGACCCAUGAGAAGAUAAAGCAGGUCAUACGCGAGGCUUUGGACUCCGAUUGCUGGCCUUCGAAUGAUGGCGCCACCCCCUUCCGCCUCAUAGAAACACCCAAGAAGGCUGCUCGGGCCACCACGGCAGCAAACCUCAAGGCCGGGAUCGAAUCCAACCAGAUAUCUGGAAGCGGGAGCAAGCGCAAGCGUGACGAGGAGGAGGGCUCGUCAACGAAACGUGCCCGUCCUACUAGGGCCACGAGCCAGGAUGGUACGGAGAAGGAGAGCACCGUUCAUAGGCUCAAGGACCGUCUUCCGGCCGUCCUCGAGUAA
Gloeophyllum trabeum ATCC 11539 is the source of this 1695-nucleotide messenger RNA. RefSeq lists its product as uncharacterized. Gene Ontology annotation, molecular function: protein kinase activity. The record is from RefSeq and is a predicted model, not a curated record. NCBI's taxonomy places the organism in Eukaryota, Fungi, Basidiomycota, Agaricomycetes, Gloeophyllales, Gloeophyllaceae. The transcript has 4 exons. Gene Ontology annotation, biological process: protein phosphorylation. The coding region runs from base 1 to 1695 and encodes 564 amino acids.